Molecule: messenger RNA, 321 nt
Organism: Symbiodinium sp. CCMP2592
Lineage: Eukaryota; Dinophyceae; Suessiales; Symbiodiniaceae
Source: the annotation of a GenBank genome assembly
AUGGUCCAAAUACCCUCACUGGAGCAUUUCUUCCUGCAUCCAUUUCUCAUUGGCCAUGAAAGCUGGCCUGGCAUUUGCCUUGUUCUUUUGGGCACAGAGGGCUUUUCUUGCGGUCCGUCCUGGCUCCUGGUGCGUUCGCACACAGGGUCAGUCACGUUUCGCCCGGCCAAGCAAAAUGAACAGACGGACUCGGACUUGCGCAUUCUCAUCACGUUCCGGAGAUGCCCGAAUGUCCAACAGUUGUGUAGUGAGGAAGACUGUAUUCAGCGGACAAGUGCAGCGUGGAGUCUCAGCCGGUCUGCAUGGUCAUGGGCAGUGUGA